Molecule: messenger RNA, 834 nt
Organism: Fusarium oxysporum Fo47
Lineage: Eukaryota; Fungi; Ascomycota; Sordariomycetes; Hypocreales; Nectriaceae
Product: cutinase
Exons: 4
Coding region: 19-702 (227 amino acids)
Molecular function (GO): hydrolase activity
Source: RefSeq, a predicted model, not a curated record
CCUACAAACAUCUCAGCCAUGAUUUCUUUCAUGCUCGUUCUGAGCUUCUUGAUGGCUCUGGCCUCGACCAACUCAACCACUGACGCCAUCACUUGCGCCAAGGGCGCCCACCUCAUCGUUGCUCGUGGUAGCCUUGAGCCAGAGGGUCCCGGUGCGAUGGGUAUCCUCGCGGAGGAGAUCAUCAAGCUGAUCCCCGGUUCGGACAUGGAGGCUCUCGUGUAUCCCGCCCUCUACAAUGAGUACGUUGAGUCUCAGACCGAGGGCGUCCGCACUAUGAACUCCGUGAUCAACAACUACGUGAAGAACUGUCCCGACACUGACUUGAUCCUCAUGGGUUACUCGCAGGGAGCCCAUGUCACUAUGGACACGAUGUGCGGUGCCAGCUCUGAAGGUUUCCCUGGCACUCUUUCUCAGCCUUCCUACAUCACCGACAAUGUUGCGGCCAUCAUCGCCAUGGGCGAUCCCAGUCUCACCGAAGGUCAGCCCUUCCUUGUCGGCACCAGCGAGGGCAGUGGAAUCUUCCCCCGCAACCUCCCCAUCGGCUGCAACAGCAUCGCCAGCAAGACUGUAUCCAUCUGCGACAAGGGCGAUCCAUACUGCGAGGCUGGCGGCAAGGAUCUCUCCGUUCACUUGAGCUACAUCAAGAACUACGGAGAGUUCACUGUCGGCCAUGUCGUCAAGGCGUGGAAGUCUCGUAACUAAGUUGAAUUGGAUGCAUUCCUUGAGAUUGGAGUUGGGGAGUAGUACAUAUCAAUUUCGGAUUAAUGCGCAGAGAGUGCCUUGGAAAUACCACCAGCCAGAGAAGCUGAGUUUGGGUACGUAGAGAUACUGGAU